CUUGGCCCGGAGGCGCUGCGUGGGUCGGGCGGCGUUCUGCUAAACAAGAAGGGUGAGCGGUUUGUCAAUGAGCUUGACCUCCGUUCCGUGGUCUCCAACGCCAUCAUUGAGCAGGGCGACGAAUACCCCGAUUCAGGCGGUAGCAAGUUUGCCUUCUGUGUGCUCAAUGACGCAGCGGUGAGGCUCUUCGGCGUGAAUUCCCACGGCUUUUAUUGGAAUCGUCUUGGUCUUUUUGUAAAGGCUGACACAGUGGAAAAGCUUGCGGCACUCAUUGGAUGCCCUGUGGAGAAUGUGCGGAAUACGCUGGGGGACUACGAGCAGCUCUCAAAAGAGAACCGUCAAUGCCCCAAGACUCGCAAGAUUGUCUACCCGUGUGUGGUGGGACCGCAGGGUCCCUUUUAUGUUGCCUUUGUGACGCCGUCGAUCCACUACACAAUGGGCGGCUGCCUCAUCUCGCCCUCGGCAGAGAUGCAGUUGGAAGAAAACACGACCUCCCCCUUUGGCCACCGCCGUCCUAUUUUUGGCUUGUUUGGUGCGGGCGAGGUGACGGGCGGGGUGCAUGGCGGAAACCGGCUUGGUGGCAAUUCGCUGCUGGAAUGCGUCGUCUUUGGCCGCAUUGCUGGGGAUCGUGCCGCGACUAUCCUGCAGAAGAAACCUGUGCCGCUGUCAUUUAAAACCUGGACGACAGUGAUUUUGCGCGAGGUGCGGGAGGGUGGAAUGUACGGAACUGGUUCUCGUGUGCUGCGGUUUAAUCUUCCGGGUGCCUUGCAGCGUUCUGGGCUUCAACUCGGCCAGUUUAUUGCCAUCCGCGGUGAGUGGGAUGGCCAGCAGCUCAUUGGGUACUACAGCCCCAUCACAUUGCCGGACGAUCUUGGUGUCAUUGGCAUCCUGGCGAGGAGUGACAAGGGGACUUUGAAGGAGUGGAUUUCCGCCCUAGAACCAGGCGAUGCGGUGGAGAUGAAAGGUUGCGGUGGCCUGGUGAUUGAGCGCCGUUUCAGCGAACGAUACCUGUACUUUUCAGGUCAUGCGCUGAAAAAACUUUGCCUUAUUGCCGGCGGCACAGGUGUGGCACCGAUGCUGCAGAUCAUUCGUGCCGCACUCAAGAAGCCGUUCCUUGAAAAUAUCGAGAGCAUCUGUCUCAUCUACGCUGCCGAAGAUGUCUCGGAGCUCACGUACCGCGAACUGCUUGAACAGCACCAGCGAGAUUCAAAGGGAAAGUUUCGCAGUAUUUUUGUUUUGAAUCGCCCUCCACCAGUUUGGACUGACGGCGUUGGGUUCAUUGACAAGAAGCUUCUGAGCUCAUCCGUACAACCGCCGGCAAAAGAUCUGUUGGUGGCCAUCUGCGGCCCGCCAAUUAUGCAGCGCGUUGUCAAGACGUGCCUGAAGAGUCUUGGGUACGACAUGCAACUAGUGCGUACUGUCGACGAAGUGGAAACCCAGAACUCAUCCAAGAUGUAA
Messenger RNA from Trypanosoma cruzi, 1458 nucleotides. RefSeq names its product NADH-dependent fumarate reductase, putative. NCBI's taxonomy places the organism in Eukaryota, Euglenozoa, Kinetoplastea, Trypanosomatida, Trypanosomatidae. The transcript has a single exon. The annotation marks the transcript as partial. Gene Ontology annotation, molecular function: oxidoreductase activity. The record is from RefSeq and is a predicted model, not a curated record.